AUGAAUGCAAAUGCUAAGAGUGUAUCAAACAGUGAAAAGUGUGUCACUAAUGAAUCCAGCAGGAGUUUUGAAGAUGAAGAUGCGAAUCCGGCAAACGUAGAAUUCUCUAAGCUUGGCGAAAGUGAAAUUAUUGCAGUUCAAUUUGAUACUCCAAAAUAUAGAGCUCUAAUGAUUGCUACAGCCUUCUUAUGUGGAUUCGGCUAUAGUUUAGACCACACACUUCGUUCCACCUAUACUGGUUACGCUACUAAUUCUUACGCUGAGCACUCUUUACUUUCCACCAUUCAAGUCAUCAAUGCUGUUGUGAGUGUCGGCUCUCAGGUUGUUUUUUCUAGGCUAUCAGAUUACUUUGGCAGGGUAGAGUUGUUUGUAGCAGCGACUAUUUUGUAUGUGAUAGGAACAAUUGUUCAGUCACAAGCAUACUCAGUGAGUAUCUAUGCAGCUGGCGCAGUCUUUUAUAACUCUGGUAAUGUAGGCGUCACUCUGGUGCUACUACUAAUACUGUCUGAUUUUUCCUCUUUAAAGUGGAGAAUUUUGUACCAAUACGUUCCAUACUGGCCCUUCAUCAUAAUACCAUGGAUUUCAGGUAAUAUUGUCACAGCAGCAAACCCUGAAAAGGAUUGGUCCUGGGACAUUGCUAUGUGGGCUUUCAUCUUUCCAUUAUCUGCCUUGCCAAUGAUCUGUCUUUUGGUCUAUAUGAUGUACAAAUCAUCGAAAACUCCUGAAUGGAAAGCUCUGAAAGAAAGGACACAUAUUAAAAAAAAUCAAGGUUUUCUCAAGAAUACAGUUUUUCUAUUUUGGGAACUUGAUUCAAUCGGCAUAAUACUAAUAACCGUUUCUCUCGGAUGUGUACUUGUUCCUUUGACGUUAGCAAACGGAGUAUCCCAAAAAUGGCAUAGCUCAAAAAUAAUCGGUACUUUAGUAUUUGGGGGUGUUUUAUUUUGUAUUUUUGUUUUUUGGGAAACGGCAUACGCUAAAAACCCUCUUUUACCAUUUAAAUUGUUGGGAGAUCGUGGGAUCUGGGCCCCUCUUGGUGUUGCCUUCUUCAACUAUUUCACCUUUUUCAUUGCGUGCGACUUCCUAUACCCAGUUUUACUUGUUUCUAUGAACGAAUCAUCAACAACGGCUACUAGAAUCCUGAACCUACCAGAUUUUGUAGGUGCCACUUUGUCCCCCUUCUAUGGUAUCUUAGUGGCAAAGGCAAGAAGAUUGAAAUUUUCUGUUGUUGGAGGUUGUGCUGCCUGGAUGAUAAGUAUGGGACUUUUUUAUCAAUACCGUGGGGGGUCCGAAUCUCACGGAGGAGCUAUCGCCGCAUCUGUUAUUAUGGGUAUGAGUGGUCUUCUAUGCAGCAAUUCUGUGAUAGUCUCAUUACAAGCCAUGACUACACAUGGCAGGAUGGCUGUGAUAACGAGUAUUUACUUUACUUUCUCGAAAGUCGGUGCAGCCGUCGGUGCGUCCGUUUCAGGCGCAGUGUGGACUCAAAUCAUGCCUAAUCAGUUACGCAAAGCAUUUUCUAACGAUACAUUAGCUGAUGCAGCAUACGAAUCACCUUAUACAUUCAUUUAUGAAUAUCCAUGGGGUUCACCUGAGAGAAUUGCUGUCGUCGAAGCGUACAGGUACGUCCAAAGAAUAAUGAUGACAAUCGGUUUGGUUUGUACAAUACCGUUUUUUGCUUUUACGCUGUUCAUGAGAGAUCCUGAAUUAAUAGACAAAUCAACACAUGAAGAAUUCACUGAAGACGGUUUGGCUCUCUCGAAGGAUGAACCAGGCAUUCUUCCUCAGCUCAAAGUGUUCUUCAGAGGUAACCGAGCUAAUCGAAAAGAAAAAUGCUAA
Messenger RNA from Saccharomyces kudriavzevii IFO 1802, 1833 nucleotides. It is a transcript of the gene GEX2, whose product is annotated as glutathione exchanger. Gene Ontology annotation, biological process: transmembrane transport; intracellular iron ion homeostasis. NCBI's taxonomy places the organism in Eukaryota, Fungi, Ascomycota, Saccharomycetes, Saccharomycetales, Saccharomycetaceae. The record is from RefSeq and is a predicted model, not a curated record. The transcript has a single exon. Gene Ontology annotation, cellular component: endosome; vacuolar membrane. Bases 1 to 1833 code for a protein of 610 amino acids. Gene Ontology annotation, molecular function: siderophore-iron transmembrane transporter activity.